Messenger RNA from Chelmon rostratus (copperband butterflyfish), 4695 nucleotides. RefSeq names its product ring finger protein 152 (gene rnf152). The coding region runs from base 422 to 1063 and encodes 213 amino acids. NCBI's taxonomy places the organism in Eukaryota, Metazoa, Chordata, Actinopteri, Chaetodontiformes, Chaetodontidae. The record is from RefSeq and is a predicted model, not a curated record. Gene Ontology annotation, molecular function: ubiquitin protein ligase activity. Gene Ontology annotation, cellular component: lysosome. Gene Ontology annotation, biological process: protein polyubiquitination; positive regulation of autophagy; negative regulation of TORC1 signaling. The transcript is spliced from 3 exons.
GAAAACAGCGAGCAGCCACGCCGCCCACCGAACAAGGCGAAGCGCGCGUCAACAAUUUCGCGACCGCCGCCGCUGCCCCGAUUAAACGCGCGGAGGAGCGGAGGAGCGCAGACGGCCACAGAUACCGCAGCCGCGACCCCACAGAGGAACUAACGCAAGUGUGGGGAAGUUGCAACCAGCCGAGUCUGUUUAAAAUGAGGCUGUUGGAGAUGAAGGACCAUGCUGCCAUCAAACAGCUGUGAGAUCACUGUGAAGUUGUGGACGGUGGUGGAACAUCAAGCGUCAGAGCCCGUUGAGCUUUCUUAGCUUCCCUUGGAGUUGUGCAACCUAUCCAUAAGACCCGUUUGACUUACUUUCUCUAAAAUAAUUGCUGUUGCCUGCCUGUGAAUAUAAAAAAGGACCACCUGUCGAUCUUUAAAAAAUGGAGACUCUUUCCCAAGAUUCAAUUCUGGAGUGCCAGAUCUGCUUUAACUAUUAUAGCCCCCGCCGGCGGCCCAAACUCCUGGAUUGCCGACACACUUGCUGCUCGGUGUGUUUGACCCAGAUGCGCAGCAGCCAGAAGGAGAUCCGUUGUCCCUGGUGCCGCGGCGUCACCAAGCUCCCACCAGGCCUGUCCGUCUCCCAGCUCCCAGAUGACCCGGACAUCAUCACUGUCAUUGCCAUUCCUCACGCUUCGGAGCACACGCCCGUCUUCAUCCGCCUUCCCAGCAACGGCUGCUACAUGCUGCCGCUGCCCGUCGCCAAGGAGCGGGCGCUCGGCCUGCCAGGGGAGCUGGGAUGCCGCUUCCUGCCUGGCAGCCAACAGAAGGGGGUGACGGUGGUGACCGUGCCCGAGCAGCAGCCUCUGGGCCUGGGUAUGGCUCUGGAGGGUGUCGGGGUGGGGCUGGAGGGAGGCGAGGGCGAGAGGAGAGUUACUGGCCCCGUGGGAGGAGGGAAGGGCUCCACGUGGUCCGGUGUGUGCACGGUGAUCCUGGUGGCGUGCGUGCUGCUCUUCCUUCUGGGCAUCGUGCUGCACAACAUGUCCUGCAUCUCCAAACGCUUCACUGUCAUCUCCUGUGGCUGAGGGCCAGGGGAGGCUGCUCGGACUGCCGUGGACCCCCCUGGAUUCCCCCACUAGCCCUGCCUCUCCUCAGGGCGGGACUCUGCUCAGGAGAGGAGACUAAUCUCACAUUAUGGGCAUUUAAGGAAACUACAGAGCAAUGUAGAGAGAAACCGAUGAAGAAGCGAGCAGGGAGGAGAUCCACAAACGGUCUGCCAUUGUAUCCCCCUUUUUUUUUGUUUGGGAGACUGAAAUUAAAUUGGAAAUGCAAAUACAAACGUUGACUUUCCUCCUGUCCAACAACCCUUUUACUGUCCCUCCAUUUUCUCGGAAAGAACGCUUUGGGAUUACUCCAGAAAUCUUUUUUGCCCCGCUGAUUUGUUUUUGGCCGGCCGUUAUGUUUUUUGGCCAGCUGAUAUGUUUUCUGGCUAAGGGCCGAUUUGACACUGACAGUCGUUGGAUUGCCUGUUUAGUCUGCGGCUCGUAGAAGUACAUCAGUUAUCAUAGUGUCGUUUAGCUGAGCGUAGGUUCCAUGCGUGGUGUCUCCAGCUGGUGCUGCAGCACAAAGAGUUCGGACUUGGCUGCUCUCCGUUCUCUGAUGCUGCAGGAAUUAACUGUGCAGGAUCCACGUCUGGCCCCAUUUGAAUCAUGUGGGAUACUCGGAGCCAACAUAGCUUUUAUUUUGCUUUUUAUUUUUUCCAUUCACACAACCUGUUCCUGUUCAGAACACACUGUAGCUGCGACGGCUCCGUGUGGCUAGCAAAAGGGUGUUCUCAAAAAAAAAAAAAGAAAAAUGGCAAAACAUGGAUUGCAUUGUUCAUUCAUACCAGAAUAUUACAAACCCAAACCAAAAACACAAGCGAAAAAAGUUUGAAUCAAUGAAGAGUCGGUAAAUAAAUGAUUCAUUCAUGACAUUUAUUGAGCAAAAAUGACAAACAUUUGUUGUUUGUCAGCCUCUCAGAUGUGAGGAUUUGCUGUUGUUUUCCAUUGUGCAUCAUUAUAAAUUCAGUAUCCUUGUGUUUUGGACUGUUGGUCGGACAACACAUCUAAUUUGCAGAUCACUGGGGCUGUACUUGGAAUGGUCACCGUUGUCUGACAAUUUCUGUACUAAACAAUUCUUUUGUUCACCAGCUGCUGUCCUGUUUUGAAUAUGGUGGCACUCUUUGUGCAGCCUAGUAAGAUGCUAGCCAGCAAAAAUGUACAGGCUAAAGAAAUGUCUCAUAAUGCUCUAUUUAGAAUUGGGCAAAAGAAAAACAGUUUAAAAGGAAUAGUUUGACAUUUUGGGAAAUAUUUGCAUUCUGUCCGAGAGUUAGAUCCAUACCUCUCUCAUUUCUGUGCGCUGUGUAGGCUACAGCGCUAGAGCCAGGUGGUGAUUAGCUUAGCCUAGCAUAAACCCGAAGCAGGUGAAACAGCUAGCUUGAUACUUUAUCAGCACCUCUAAAGCCAUCUUAUUAAUGUUCUAUUUUCAUGUAUGUGUUUGUUUAAUGUGUACACAAACAGAAAUGUAAUGUUGUGCUAGGUGCUACGUGCUACAUGAGUUAUAGCGCAUACCGCCACUAUUCAUAAAACCACAACUUUAUCUUUUUUUUUUGUCUGGGUUAAACAAACAACAUAUAACAUGCUACCGUCACUUGUGAGCGCUAGCAGUGUUUGAAGCUGUGUUUUUGAACUUUGAGCUAGGCUAGCUGUUUCCCCCUGCUUCUAGGUGGUUUUACAGAGAGCUAUGUGCUACAUGCUACGCGAGUUAGUUACAACUCCCUGUAAAAGAUCCCAAGCUGACUUGACGUUUUUACAUUAAUUUUUUUAAGAAUUGUAUAAACAAGAUAAAGUGUGUUAUUUUGUGAGCUUAAGGUGUGUUUGUAGGCAUAUUUCUUAACUUUGAAGAGAGCCCGGCUAGCUGUUUCCCUCUGCUGCCAGUCUUUAAGCUAGGCUAGGCUCUGUAAAUCCGUCUCCUCUAACUCUCGGCAAGAACGCCAAUAAACGUAACGUCAAACAGUUUCUUUAAUGGAAAAUUGGACAUUCAGGGUAGCAUUCCCCUUCUUCUUCCUUAUUUCUCUUUCCCACGGAUGCUUAGCAUGUUAGCUCUCAUCGAUUGGUUAAAUGACCUUCUACUUUUCACCCUGACCCGCAGACCACCACUGUCAUCUAAAGACGGCCUCUCCAGCUUUGACCACCGGCAGCCCACACACUAUCGACUCCCUUCAUCUUAAUACCUUCCUUAAUUUAGAAAACUGGUGGAUGUGGGCUCAGCAAUGCGAUGGUGUGUGCUUAGCCUGUGUUUGUGUGUGUGUGUGUGUGUGUGUGUGUGUGAUGGGUCAGUACCAGGUCAGGAGUGGGCGGGUGCUGCAAGGUUCCAGUUAAUGACGACCGCAUCGAUUUAUCUGCUUUUGAAUAUCUCGCAUCCGCAGAGAUGGAUGUCUCUUUUUCUUUUCACUUUUAUAUGUUAAAGCAAGCAAUUUGUCUGUUUACUGUAUCGUUAAAGCAAUGGAGUGUACAGUACACACAAACAGGGUGAACUCUUUUGUAUAGCAGCCUCGUCAUGUACAGAAUGAUUGUAAUUUCCUGGUCUCUUUCUGAUGACUUUUUUUUUUGUUGACACAACGUUUUACUUGGUUUGUUUGAAGAGUCUGGUCUGAGAUUAGAGAGAAACAAACACGUUAUUCUGCACACUUCAGGCCACUCAGUUAUCAUGACACACAGCAUAAGGAAAGACAGUUAUAAAGUAUAUAAAGAAUUAUAUACUGUACCAAAAUGUUACACAUAAAUAUGUAUAUGCAGCUGUUCUCUUAAAAAUAAUUCCUUGACUUAUUUAAUACGUCUAAACUGUGGAUGAUCCAGUCACUGAAGUUUAAGAAAGUGACUUUUCCUCAUGAAUUACAAGAUUUUUUUCCAGGUUAGCAUCAUUUUAUCGUCUUAAAUCCACGUCUACAAUGAGCAGAACUUGUUUUUUAUUUUGUUCACGCUAGAUUUUGAAUAUCAGCAUGAUUUCACCCCCUUUCACCAAAGCAAAGACUGAGAUUUAUUCCCACUUAAACAGAAAAAUAGAUUUUGGACGUUCAAACCAGACUUAAAUGGAUUAAAUCAAAGCGAUGAGGCUACAUUGGGGGGCAGCUGUGUGUUUUGCAGAAGCAGCAAGAGUCUGAGUGGAGGUCAGCUGAACUGCUCCAUUAGGGACUCGCUGCUUGUUGCAACUCCUGCUGUUGCUAUGAGACUAUAGCGAAAGCACUUAUGAAGCGUGAUGCUCCUUCGCUGAAAGUUGAAAUAUUUUUAGAGUACUCGACUCCCCGUGGUCUCUACGAAACCUGCUAAUUGCUCAGCACUCGAGGUUGAAGUGGUUUUCUGCCCCACCCAAGAUAACUUGAGAUGGAGAAAAUGCCAGUUCAAAUAGAAAGUGCAUGAAUAAUGUUUUGGGAAAUGUCGAUGAAGGCUAUGACAUGUCAGUGUUAUUAGUACAUUAAUACAACUUUAUAAUGGGGCAUAGUAUAAGUUGUAAACAAGGCUUUAUUAUUGGUUAAUGAAUCAUUUUUAAUGCUGUAUAAAACAGUAAUGCAUCAUUUAUAGGAACGCAUUAAUGAUAAAAAAAAAAAACUCUUUACUUAUCAAACUCUUUAAAUCAUCAAUAGACGCUGAGCGGCUCCACCGGCCGGACUCAACCU